AUGACGAUCAAGGAGAAUCUUGAGUUCCAGAACUGGGGACGAACUCACAGUAAUACCCCAAAGUACACAGUGGUGCCUCGGAACGUGGCCGACAUUCAGAAGGUGGUCCGUUUCGCCAAGCAAGCCAACCUGGGAGUACGAUGUGCGGGCUAUCGACACUCAUGGUCGCCCAUCUUUGGAAGAACUGGCGAGAUCAUGAUAUCCACGCUGGACAUCAAGACUGCCAGUGAACUCCCGGACAUUACCGCUCUUCAUCUCCCACAGGAGAAGCCCAACGAAUUGGAGACGAUUGAGCUUCUUCCAGGUCCUGCCCGUGCCGCUGGCAAGCACUUGGUACGCAUCGGGUGUGCAACGACGAAUGAACGGCUUCGUAGAUGGUGCGUGAAGCACAACAAAGUCACAAUACCACUCAACAUCAUCAUGGUGGAGAUCACUUCUGGUGGAAGCAAUGGUCCUAUCUGCCAUGGAGCCGGCAUCAAGCAUCAGACCUUGAGUGAUCUCGUUCGUAAGAUUGAAUACGUCGAUGCCAAUGGCGAGCUGCAAAGCAUCACCGACGAGGAUCCCGAACUUCUCACCGCCGCAAGUGGCGCUUUUGGACUGAUGGGCGUGAUUACUCACUUGACCCUCGAGUUCGACACGAUGACCUAUGCCGAACUGAGGCCGACGAAAAUGCCUGUCAUUCAGACCAUUCCUCCCCCUCCAGGAUUCCCCGAAGAUCGAAUUCCACGUGCUCUGCGACCCAAGACGCCCUUGACGGCAGCAGAGAAGCAAUUCGCCCAGGAAAGAUUCGAGAAACAAGCCAAUGAAGACUACUACGCGGAAUGGUUCUGGUUUCCCUAUGCUGAUGAAUGUUGGGUCAACUGCUGGAACAACACGACCGACGAUUCCGACGUGGAAGAUUGGCCCGGAUCCUUUGCCGUCUUCUUGUCCUUUGUGCAAGAAUUCACUCUCAACGUGAUACAGUACAACCACGUCCUCACCGAGCUCGUCAACAAAACCGGCAUCGCCGAAGCCGCCGUAACCCUAUUAUCGAGAUUCGUCAUGAUGAAUUUGCCCGAAGUGAAAGAGGGCGACAAAGCGAUCAAAACGCAUCUGAUCAAUGGUCUGCACUUUCAACGUGCCAUUCAAAACAUUCGAGUCCGGGAUAUGGAAGUCGAAAUCCCCCUCGUGCCUCGCGUGGAUGAUGCGACGAAAGUGGAUUACACUCUGGUGCAACAGGCGUGGUGGGAUGCGAUUGUCAAGUGCUAUGAGCACAGUGAUACGUGUCCGCAACGCUUUCCGCUGGAAUUGAGAAUUAUGGGCGGGAGUAAUGUACUCUUGGCGCCGCAGUAUGGGAAUCGAUUGGGCACGGCUGCGAUGGAAAUUCUCACGCUGCAGAAUGCUGUUGAUAUUUGGCAACCGUAUGCUCAGGAAGUCGUUGAUCUUUGGUGUUCGUACAAAGAUCGCAAUGGAGUACGACUCAAGACUCGUCCUCAUUGGGCUAAGGAAUGGCACGAAGGCUACACCAUUGACGGUAAACCAUGGCUCGAAAAACUCAAACAUGAAGAUUAUGCAGCAGAAAUUGUAGAAUUCAAGAGAAUUUUGUCUCGGAUUGGGAAGAAGCAUGGAUGGACGUUGGAGGAUAUUCAAAAGAGAUUUUCGAAUGAGUUGUUUGAUGGGUUGAUUUAUGAUUUGUGA
Molecule: messenger RNA, 1677 nt
Organism: Sphaerulina musiva SO2202
Lineage: Eukaryota; Fungi; Ascomycota; Dothideomycetes; Mycosphaerellales; Mycosphaerellaceae
Exons: 2
Coding region: 1-1677 (558 amino acids)
Cellular component (GO): membrane; mitochondrion
Molecular function (GO): D-arabinono-1,4-lactone oxidase activity; FAD binding
Source: RefSeq, a predicted model, not a curated record